Molecule: messenger RNA, 651 nt
Organism: Aspergillus thermomutatus
Lineage: Eukaryota; Fungi; Ascomycota; Eurotiomycetes; Eurotiales; Aspergillaceae
Exons: 1
Coding region: 1-651 (216 amino acids)
Biological process (GO): intracellular signal transduction; protein phosphorylation
Cellular component (GO): nucleus; cytoplasm
Molecular function (GO): ATP binding; protein serine/threonine kinase activity
Source: RefSeq, a predicted model, not a curated record
AUGGCCAAAAGCUCCCGCCAGGUGUCCCACAAUAUGGUAUAUUACCUGUCUGGCUUGGGAAAGAGUGAAAAUAUUACACUCCCAGAAGCCAGGAUCCUCCUUUCGGACUUUGGUGAAGCAUUCUCUCCGCAAGAAAAGAGAUUCGAGUCUCAUACGCCUCUUCUGAUCCGCCCUCCAGAGACCCGAUUUGAGCCAACUAAGCCUCUUAACUUUUCAUCCGAUAUCUGGACGCUUGCCUGCACCAUCUGGGAUAUCAUUGCCCAGAGAUCUCUAUUUGAAGGCUUUCUUACCAACGAAGACGAUAUGACUUGCCAGCAGAUUGACGCACUUGGCCAGUUGCCGACUGAAUGGCGGGAAAAAUGGGAGGCACAUCGAGACAAGUUCACUGAGCAUGGAGAGCCGAUGGACCAAUCCCGAUCUCCAUAUCAAUCAUGGGAGGAUCGCUUUGAAACAAGCGUGCAGCGACCGCGGAUAGCGGAGGGAAUGCCGCCUCUUGAAUCGAGCGAACAAGAUUCUCUUUCCUCAAUGUUGCGCUCCAUGCUUUCCUUUAGGCCGGAGGAUCGUCCUUCUGCUCAGCAGGUUCUCGAGUCUGAGUGGAUGGUGAAAUGGGCUCUGCCCGAGUACGAGAAGAUUCGCAACACUCAACAAUAG